Messenger RNA from Nelumbo nucifera (sacred lotus), 2288 nucleotides. RefSeq names its product indole-3-pyruvate monooxygenase YUCCA2-like. The record is from RefSeq and is a predicted model, not a curated record. Gene Ontology annotation, biological process: auxin biosynthetic process. Lineage: Eukaryota; Viridiplantae; Streptophyta; Magnoliopsida; Proteales; Nelumbonaceae. Gene Ontology annotation, molecular function: NADP binding; N,N-dimethylaniline monooxygenase activity; flavin adenine dinucleotide binding.
UCAUAUCUAAACUUCUCUCCCUCUCCCUCUCUUGUUCUAUUCUCCUCUCUCUCUCUCUGUGCUGAUUUUACUCCCGUGGCUCUCGCUCUGCUCCGUUUUCUGCUCCAUUGAACGAAACAAAUAUCAAAAACCUACUCCCUCACAAAGUGGAUAAGAACCCCUCUUGAUCCAACCCACCUAUUAAGGAAUCCCCUAUUUUUAGCCUAAUCUUCCCCUCAGAAUCUUAGAUAAGGGAAAAAAUGCUAUCACUAAAUCCGGCCUAAUCUCAUUUUAUAGAGAGUUUAUUUAUGAGUUCUAUUCUGUGUCAACCAGGUCUAUGGGCUUUCACCUCCUGUUUUGUAGUUGCUCUCUCUCCAAGGUUACCAGGAUAGUAAGUUAGAGACACAGUUUAACUGCUUUUUGUUUGGAAUUCAUAUUUGCAUAUAUAUAUUUUGUGUUCAUGGACUUUCUGAGAGAAGUGGAAGGCAAGCGAGUUCAUGAUCGGUUCUUGGACGAGAAGAUGAAUAAAGCUCCAAGGUGUCUUUGGGUGCCAGGCCCUGUAAUCGUCGGUGCCGGUCCAUCGGGGCUUGCCGCAGCGGCAUGUCUCAAGGAAAGAGGAGUUCCCAGUUUGAUACUGGAGAGGGCCAACUGUAUAGCUUCUCUGUGGCAGCUCAAGACUUAUGAUCGUCUCCGCCUCCAUCUUCCCAAGCAUUUCUGCGAGCUUCCUCUCAUGCCAUUUCGCGCCAGUUUUCCCACCUAUCCCUCUAAACAGCAAUUUGUGGAUUAUUUGCAGUCCUAUGCUAACCGCUUCGAUUUACAUCCAGUGUUCAACGAAACAGUGGAUUGUGCCGAGUAUGAUCACAACCUUGGAUUUUGGCGUGUGAGGACUGUGGGACUGAAGAAGGACGACAGGACUGAGUACGUGUCUCGGUGGUUGGUGGUGGCUACCGGAGAGAAUGCAGAGGCCAUCAUCCCAGAAUUUGAGGGAAUGAGUGAGUUUUCGCGACCUGUUGUUCAUACCAGCUCCUACAAGAGCGGGAACGUCUUUCACGGCAAGAGAGUAUUGGUAGUUGGGUGUGGGAAUUCAGGAAUGGAAGUCUGUUUGGACCUCUGCAACCAUGACGCUAGCCCAUCUCUUGUGGUCAGAGAUUCAGUGCACAUCUUACCACGAGAGAUGCUGGGAAGAUCAACUUUUGGGCUUUCUAUGUGGUUACUGAAAUGGCUGCCCAUACGACUAGUAGACCGUUUCUUACUGCUGGUGACCCGCCUCAUGCUCGGGGACACGUCCCGGCUGGGCCUCGAUCGCCCAGACCUCGGUCCCCUCGAGCUCAAGAACAUAACUGGCAAGACACCAGUGUUGGACGUAGGGACCCUCGCCAAGAUAAAAUCCGGUGACAUCAAGGUGCGCCGGGGCAUAAAGCGACUAACACAGCACUCAGUCGAGUUCGUGGAUGGGUGCGUCGAGGAGUUUGAUGCCAUCGUCUUGGCAACCGGCUACAAAAGCAACGUACCAUCUUGGUUAAAGGAGAGAGAUUUGUUCUCGGAGCAAGAUGGGUUUCCGAGGAGGCCAUUCCCAAAUGGGUGGAAAGGUGAGUGUGGGUUAUAUGCUGUGGGGUUCACCAAACGUGGCCUACUUGGUGCCUCGAUGGAUGCCAGACGGAUAGCGCAAGACAUCGAGCAUUGCUGGAAAGCCGAGGCCAAGCAUCAUCUCACCGCAUUCGGCCGCCCACCACCACAGUCACUGCCAUAACCACAAUUAAUUGUGACUUUAUUGAUUCCAUUUGAGAACUCAGACAUCCAUACAGAUAGAGAAGACUAUACAUUGAACUAGCUAGAGCUCCUUGAAUUUUAAAUCUAUGGUGGUGGUACCAGACAAGGUGAUCCUUCCUUUGAGGAAAUCAGAAGAAGAGUGGUUGGAUUUGAUCAGAAUAUUUCUAUGCCAAUUAUGUUGGCCUGAUGCCUUGGGAAUUAGGAGGAGCUGUGACUGAACAAAUUGUUUGUUGCCCUGUUGGUAAGGGGACCUCCGACCUCCACCAUAUUGUACAUCGUGUACAUUUUGCCAUUUUUCUCUAAUUAGGCAUGACUUUUUUUAAUGUGAGAGAGAGAGAGAGAGAGGGAGGGUGUCGGUGUUUUGGUGUUUGUUUCCAAGAUGAUGGGAUUGCUGAUUAAUGCUUCCAAGAGAGAGGGGGGUUGUUGGUGUUUUGGUGUUGUUUGAUUUCAAACAGAUUUGGGGAUGAAAGUAUAGAAUUCUAAUGUUUUUGCUCAGGAUCAUAAACCCUGUAUUGAUAUGAUAUUGAUUCUCGAUUAAG